AUGGCGCCCCCUUCGCUGAUCACGACGAUCAGCCAACUGCUCCUCGUAACCAGCAUCUUGCCAACGCUUUUCGUCGCCGGGUAUUUGUGUGACCGGGAGAAAGGGCCCAGCCUGACGGUAGAAACCCUGACCGGGACUUUUACUGGCCUGCAGAAUCCGGAAUAUCCCGACGUCCGCGAGUUUCGCAACAUCCCGUAUGCAGAACCACCCGUAGGCAAGCGACGAUGGAAACCGCCGGUGCCACUGCCGCCGUCGAGAGAGCACCGUUACUCGCGCAGAUUCCCUGCAUCGUGCCCGCAGUAUCUGACGUCGAAACUGUCAUUGUGGAACUCUAACAUCACGGACUUCUCGAUCAACACCGGUGACCAGAGCCCUCAUGCCGGGGAAAUGGCACAGACAACAGCCGAGGACUGUCUGAGUCUAGCCAUAUGGACACCGAGAAACGCUACAUCGCAAGCCAAGCUUCCCGUAGGCUUGUUCCUGCCCGGUGGCAGCUUCAAAGGCGGCGGGCUUGACACGCCUCAUCACAUCCCCGCGGGCUGGGUAAAUCGCAGCCAGAAACAUAUCAUGGUCACGAUGAACUACCGGGUUCAUAUCAUGGGAUUCCCCAACGCUGCUGGGCUGGAGGACCAGAACCUGGGAGUACUGGAUCAGCGGAUGGCGCUUGAAUGGGUCUACUCGAACAUCGAAGCAUUCGGUGGAGACCCGGAUCUCAUCACGGUAUGGGGACACUCUGCCGGCGGAGUAUCGGCCGAUCUUCUCAGCUUCGCAUACCCCGACAACCCCUUGGCAGCAGGUUUUUUCUUAAUGUCAGGCACGGCAAUGCGUGUGUUCUCGCAGGGAGACAACGCGCUACAGGCGAACUUCACUUAUGUCGCACAAGAACUCGGAUGUGAUUACCCAGAUGACCCAAAAGCCGAGUUAGAGUGCAUGCAGCAAGUGCCCGUUCACCAAAUAACGAACUUUAUCGGCCAUUAUGGGGACGAUGGAAAGAAGCCUUCUUUGUUCUUCCGACCUGUGGCUGACAGCAAAGUCAUACACAAGGACUACAUGGACAGGGCACAAAAGGGUCUCAUAUCCAAGGUGCCAACGCUUAUCAGCGAUACCUCCAACGAACAGUCAAGCCUCAUCACAUAUCCCAUCGAUGAUUUACUCGGAGGCCCUGACAAGACCAAAAUCGAUAAAGGAACGCUGGACGAGUUCGUCUGUCCAGCAUGCAACUCCUCCAACGUCCGGGCCCUAAACAACAUCACCACCUACCGAUACCAAUACGCUGGAAUCUUUCCCAACCUGACCCCCUUUUCAUGGAUGGGAGCUUACCAUGGCGCGGACCUCCCCAUGAUCUUUGGGAGCUACAACAUGACCGGCGGCGCGACAGAGUUUCAAAGGCAGGUAGCAGACGCUAUGCAGGACUAUGUAUUAGCCUUUCUGACUGAUCCCGAAAAUGGGAUUAAGAACUUGGGCUGGCUUCCUAGUAAUACGCCGGCGGGGGGUGACGGGCCCAUGGUGCGCUUUAGUGCAGGCACCGAAGUAAUCCGCAGCAUUAGUUCCUUAGACGUCGACAUGGCAUGUGUUGGGCUCGGGCUUUAUGACUCAAAUCCUGUCAGAUGA
Molecule: messenger RNA, 1611 nt
Organism: Hypoxylon fragiforme
Lineage: Eukaryota; Fungi; Ascomycota; Sordariomycetes; Xylariales; Hypoxylaceae
Product: alpha/beta-hydrolase
Exons: 1
Coding region: 1-1611 (536 amino acids)
Source: RefSeq, a predicted model, not a curated record